Molecule: messenger RNA, 1430 nt
Organism: Exophiala dermatitidis NIH/UT8656
Lineage: Eukaryota; Fungi; Ascomycota; Eurotiomycetes; Chaetothyriales; Herpotrichiellaceae
Exons: 1
Coding region: 492-941 (149 amino acids)
Source: RefSeq, a predicted model, not a curated record
CUUUGGCCAGCGUUCAAAACAGACGGUCCCAAAUAGAAAGAGAGAGACGGACAACUGGACCAGAUUCUUGCGCUUUUUGGGGGUGAAUUGGGAUCAACUAGCUACCUCGGUAUUGUGAAUCUCGGUACAAAAAGACUUUUCUGUGCAGAACCAGCUCCUUGCACCCAUCAUGUGCAAAUGUAUGUCCAACCAGCCUUCAAGUUUGCCAACUCCAAUGUAUCAGCUAUUGCAAUUGUCAUCGUCCAUUACCAUCACCACUGCAUGUUCACAGCUCCGCAACAUCGCCUCAUCAAACCCUGAACUCGAGUCUCCCCUCUUUCCGAGUGUCUCUUGUGUCAGGGCGUACUAGUAGAACCCAUAGUAAACCCCGGAGGAACCAGCGGACCCAAGACACCAGUCAAAGUCGGGCCAUCAGGCAGAUAAUCCUGAUCGAUAGGCGUCGGGUAUUCAGUAACAGGGAACCGAACGGCCCACCAAUCGACGUCUCGACGAUGACGACGAAAAGCCAAUCGGAAGCCACCAGUGCCAUCACGAAUAAACGCUCCGUCUCCCUUGUGCUCAUACUCGCGCAACACCUCGGCCUGGGGCAUGAUGCGAGUGUACACCGAGACCUCGAAGAAAUAGAACUGCACGGCCGGGUACAGCGAGGAAAGCACCUCUCCCCACUCGAGGCCGAGGAACGGUGCCCAAUUCAUGUUGGGGGCCGGCAGAGUUCGAUCGGCGUGGGCAACACGGUAUGCCAAGGCGACGGGUCCUCGCAAGUAUGGCCUCAAGCGACUCGCAUAGUCGCCGUGCACGAUGUUGAGUGUUUGCAGGUGCAGCUUGGCCCCGAGCAGGUAGUCACGCAGCUUGUCGAGCUGGUCGAAGUCUUCGCGUUUGAAUUUGCGGUUGCGGUACUCGAUGUGGCGGAUAUUGUUGAGUUUCGCAACAUCCAUGUCUAGCAGGAGACGGUGGAAUUCAUCCGGUGUGUGAGGGCCAGAAGGGCGGAUGCAGAACGUGGUCGAGCGGAAGAAAUGCGGUGUGAAUUCAAUGUUGAUCUGCUUGCAUGUCAAGAGCAGUGAUUUGCGUGUCUUGCUGAAUCCGUGGUAUUUAUUCUUCUUGUGCCGGUCUAGCUCGCCUUCGUGUUCGGGAAUGUCUCGUAACAGGUCGUAGACCCGGAUUCUGAUGUCGGAUGGGAGGUCGAGAAACGGAAAUGGCGACGACUCUUUCUUUUUCCACUUUCUUGACCCGUUGUUGCUGUUGCUUGGGUCGCUUGGUGCCCUCAGCAGCAGCGGCGCAGUCUCACUAUCGUCUCCAUGGUCGCCAUCAGCCGCUUUCAGAGCUGCCAACUUCUGCUUGCCCUCCUCAAGAAUUUCUUUCAACUUCAUAUUUAAUAUGAGGCGCUUGAACCCGCGGAGAACUGAAGAGAUUCACAGGCUGACGCGAGUAGU